UGUGCGUUGUGUCUCGUGUGUUGGUGGGUGGUCGUGGUGAAUGGACGCAUGUUUGCUGGCUUUUUAGAAGGGGGCGAUCAUUUUAACAUUUUUGAUCUAUUUUGAGAUUCUCUGUUUCAUUUUGCUGAAUUCAGUUUCCAUUUAACCCUCACAAACUACACACAAAGCACAGCAAUUGAAUUGAUAUUGCCAACCACCAUGUCCAUUACAAAUGCCUUUUUUCACCAUUGCUUGUGAUCAAGUAUUAUUUACUUUAUUGGGCUUAUAUUGCCUCAAAGGAAGGUACCAACUACAGUCAUAUACCUACGGACAUAACCACAGAGAUACCCACAUCAUUAAUUGCAAUCUGCCAGGAGAUAUCACCCCCGUCGAGAGUGCCUCGUGCGAAAGUGACUGUGGUGCGCGCUCAGGCAGACAGUGGCCGCAGCGGUGAUGCAGUGAUCCUCCCCUCGCCUCCGUCGUGCCUCCGCCAUGCCCGGUGUGGUCAGUGUGGAGGAGUUUGCGCACGAGACGCGCGAGGAUGUCACCUCGCCGACGACGUCCACGUUUGUCACCAAGAUCCCCCAGUUCCGGCAGAGCAUCGCCUGUCUGGAGGAGAUGCUUGAUCACGACAGAGACAGUUUGAACAAGAUGCGCAAAGCUGUCAAGGCCAUCUCGAAUAGCGGAAAUGCGCACCACGACAACGAGAUGUUUCUGGCCAAGCAGCUGGAGCGUCUGGCCUCCAACCGGGACGAGUGUCCCGAGUUGAGUGCCGCCUUCCAGCGGUUCUCGGCCGUCACUCAGGAGCUCUGCGCCCUCAUGCGUACUCUGACUCAGAACCUCAACAAUACGGUACUGUUUCCGCUGGACAAUCUCAUGAAGGGAGACCUGAAAGGAGGAAAAGGUGAUCUCAAGAGGCCGUUCGACAAAGCCUGGAAGGAUUACGAAAACAAGUUUCUGAAGAUUGAGAAGGAAAAACACCGACAGGCGAAGGAGGCGGGUCUGAUCCGCAGCGGCGAGCUCUCGGCCGCCGAGCUGGCAGACGUUAUGGAGGCCGAACGGAAAAUGUUCCAGCUGCAGAUGUGUGAGUACCUGAUCAAAGUGAACGAGAUUAAAACGAAGAAGGGCGUGGACCUGCUGCAGCACCUGGUGGAUUUCCACCAUGCCCAGGAUAAUUAUUUCCGUGACGGCCUGAAGCGCGUGGAGCAGUUCGGUCUGUACGUCCAGGAGCUGCAGACGCAGCUACAGGCGGUGCGGUCCGAACAGGAGGCCGACCGGCGUCAGCUGCUCGAGGUGCGCACCCUGCUGCAGCAGUCGCACCACCACCUCGACGCCAAGGAGCCGGUCAGCACGUCACCCGGGUACUCUCUACACAGGCCGCAGGGCGACAAGGCUCACGGCUUCACCCGCCGCGGCUGGCUCAAAAAGAAAUCGGACGGUGUGCGCAAGGUGUGGCAGAAGCGGCGCAGCGAGGUGCGUGAUGGCUACCUGUACAUCUGCCACUCCGACGAGACCAAGCCGCCGACUACCUUCAACCUGCUCACCUGCCACGUCAAGCCAGUGACCGACGACCCGCGCGCCUUCGACCUGAUCUCGUUUAACCGUACGUACCACCUGCAAGCCGAGGACGAGGCGGACCGGGUGGCCUGGAUGUCGGUGCUGAUGAACUGCAAGGAGGGGGCGCUGCAGAAGGUGUUUGACGACACCGGACGGCCUACCGACGAGGUGAGCCAAGGCCUGCGGGAGCUGCAGCAAUCCAUAAUCAGCGCCGUGCUCCGACUGCCGGGAAACGACUGCUGCUGCGACUGCGGCUCGCAGAACGACGUGACGUGGCUGUCGACCAAUUUUGGCAUCCUGGUUUGUAUCGAGUGUUCGGGGAUUCACCGUGACCUGGGCGUGCACAUCUCCCGUAUCCAGUCGCUGACGCUCGACCACGUCGGUACUAGCCAGCUGCUGCUGGCGCGGGUCAUGUCCAACAACGGCUUCAACGACGUCAUGGAGGCGCGCCUGGACCCGGCCAAGAAACUCAAACAGACGGCCACCAUGGAGGAUCGUUACUCUUUCAUCCGAGCCAAGUACGUGGAGCGCCGGUUCGCGUUGCACUCGACCAACGACCCUUACGAGCUGCUGCAGGACGUCGAGCUGGCCGUCAGCACGCGGCACCUGUACCAGCUGCUGGCGGCCUUCGCCGAGGGCGCUGACCUGACCGCUCCCAUCACCGGCAGUCAGCUGCGCGAGACGGCGCUCCACCUGGCCGUCAGACAGGAGGUGGACGGCAGCUCUCUACACAUGGUCGACUUCCUCGUACAAAACUCGGACUCGGUCAACACACAGACUGCGGAGGGCAACACGGCGCUACACUACUGCGCCAUCUACAACCGGCCAGAGUGUAUGAAACUGCUGCUGAGGGCCGGCGCCGACCCGCGCCAGGUCAACAACAACGGCAAAACGCCGCGGGAUAUCGCCGGCGAGCGCGGCUACGCACUCUGCAAGGAACUGCUGGAGCACGCGCUGGCCGGCAAGAAGUCUGUGUUUGAGAACGUUAGUGUCGACAGUUGGAACCUGAGCAACUACGACGACGGCAGCACCGACUUCUCCGACGACGAGACCACCGUCGUGGAGGACAGGGACAGGCACCAGAUUCGUUCGUCGACAGACAGUCUGCGCUCCAGUCCCAGCACGUCCCGGCGGACGGACGCUGCCCGCCGGCCGGCGCACUCCAAACGGCCGAGGCCCGUGGGUGGUGUGCGGCCGAUCGGCGGCCUGCAGCGGCCGCGCGCGCCACCUCCGCCGGCCCCUGCGGGUGCGCCAGCCGCCGGCGGCCCGCUGCGGCUCGCCAACGGCCGCUCCACGGAGAGCCUGUGCAGCGUGGUGUCCGAGACAGGCGAGGUGGGCCGGCCGCGCCGGCAGCGGGCCGAGUCGUACCGGCCCGUGCGCCGCUGCUGCGCCAUGUAUGACUGCGACGCCGAUAAUGACGACGAGCUCACCUUCUCCGAAGGCGAGAUAAUCGUCAUUCUGGCUGAGAGCACCAGUGACGAGGACUGGAUGGAGGGCUGUAUCGAGUCGGAGCCGCACCGGCGCGGCAUGUUCCCCAUGUCGUUCGUCUACAUGCUCAAUGACUGACCCAGGGAGAUCCCGGCCGGCGCCGGCACGCACGGCCGCCGGCGCGUGGCGCUGGCCGCCGCCCGCGAGCGGCUCCGGCGCGCCAGUCUGCGAGACGCGCCGUAUUUGUAGUGGCGCGGUGAGCGGUCGGCGGGUCCGGCUGUCUGCGGGCGGUGACGCUUGUCUGACCAGCGGCUGAUCUACGUGUCUGUCCUGUGUGACCUACCCGGCCGUGGAUCACCGCUGCCGCGCGCCGGCCGAGCCGCCCGAGUUGUUACGAUACGAUGAUGAUAUUUCCACAGUCUCGGCCGCGCGCCCGGUGUGACUGGGACCUGUUUGUACCUUUGGCUGGCCGUGCGUGGGCGAGCGCUGAUGUCUGUAUCCCUCCAGUUCCUGCUGUAUUUCUGUGUACGUGUGGGCCGGCCGCGUAUCGGCGGUGAGUGGCGGGACCCUACGCCUCCCUCCUCUGCCCGUUUUUCAUCGUGUUGUGUCUGCAUGUUCUGUGUCGGCGAGCCACGCCUGACUGUCUGCCCACCCUGCCUCAGCCGUGCGCCGACCGCUCGCCCGCAUCGCCAGCCCAGUGUUUCAUGUGCAUGCUUAUUUAUUCUUACACGGCCGUCGGGCGGGUGAUCACACCGCCCGCCGACGGCUGAUUUACGCGUCCAUCGGCUUUACGCUGCCGAUUACGGCACCGAUUGUUGCGUCGGUCCGCUGCGGCGGGCCGCACUGAUCUGAAUGUAGAAAUAUAGAUAAGAUGGCUGACGGGCCCACGUCCCGCUGCCAGCCGCGCGAAGCGUCCAUAUUACAAACUUACCCUCCGAUGGACAAAUAGGUCGUUGGGCACGAGCGGCCCGCAUGCAAGCGGGCAUAGACCCAAUCGUACGGCUAAUUGUGGCUCGAUGUAUGCGAUUUAUUGUGUGCGAUCGCGAGUGUCGACGACGCCAGUCUUGUCUUUGUUACUUUUGCUGCUGCGAGCCUGUGUGGUGCGGCGCAUGAAAUUCCAGAUACUGUGCGAGUCGGCGUGUUUAAGUCAAGACAUAAUAUAGUAUCGAGGUCCGACGUC
This is a messenger RNA of Amphibalanus amphitrite, 4144 nucleotides long. Its product is annotated as arfGAP with SH3 domain, ANK repeat and PH domain-containing protein-like. The transcript is spliced from 20 exons. Gene Ontology annotation, biological process: positive regulation of GTPase activity. NCBI's taxonomy places the organism in Eukaryota, Metazoa, Arthropoda, Thecostraca, Balanomorpha, Balanidae. Gene Ontology annotation, molecular function: protein binding; GTPase activator activity. The coding region runs from base 472 to 3102 and encodes 876 amino acids. The record is from RefSeq and is a predicted model, not a curated record. Gene Ontology annotation, cellular component: cytoplasm.